CCAAAGUGCACACAGUCAGACCAUCAGACUGUUAUGGUCCUGCGACGGCUCGCACAGCUCACAAAGAUGGACUCAAAGAUCCGAAUAGUUCAUGUUUUGAAGAUUGUCGCGGGGACUUUGGGCCUGGCCGUCCUGCUGCUGUUCACGGCGGCUUCCAUCCGGACUCUGUCUCUGGACGUGAACGCGGGGCUUCAGCUGGCUAACUGGGAAAAGACGAACAACAUCUCUCUCGUCAUCGAGCAGCGGCAGAGGGAACAGCUCCUGGCGACUUUCAAAGAGGCGAUCCGGAUCCCCACCGUGUCUUUCUCAGAGACGGAAAUGAACCAAACCGCGCUGCUGCACUUCAACCAGCUCCUGCGGAAAGCCUUCCCCACAGUUUUCUCCUCGAACCUCGUCCAUCACGAAUUGGUGGCCAACUACAGCCACCUGUUCCGGGUGCGGGGAUCGCUGCCCGACCUGGAGCCGUACCUCCUGCUGGCCCACAUUGAUGUAGUACCUGCCACCGAGUCGGAUGGCUGGGAGGCCCCGCCGUUUUCCGCCCAGGAGAUAGAUGGCUUCAUUUAUGGGAGAGGGACCUUCGAUGACAAGGGCUCUCUGAUGGGAAUGCUGCAGGCGCUGGAGUACCUCCUGAUGAAAGGCUACGCUCCACGCAGGGGAUUCUACAUCGGCUUGGGUCACGAUGAAGAGGUUCAUGGUCAUCAGGGGGCAUUAAACAUCGUGCGUAUGCUGGAGCAGCGCGGCGUUCGCCUGCUGUUCGUCCUGGACGAGGGACUCGCCAUUCUAGAUGGAAUCCUCGAUGGCCUGGAAGGACCUGCCGCUCUAAUUGGGAUCAGUGAGAAGGGGCAGGCCACAGUGAAGCUGAGUGUGUCGACUGUUCCCAGCCACUCCUCCAUCCCGCCCAGGGAGACCAGCAUCGGCAUCUUGGCUGCAGCAGUGAAAAGACUGGAGGAAAACCCCAUGCCGAGGUUGUUUGGUAUGGGACCUGAAAAAGCCAUGUUUGAGCAUCUGGCUCAUAAGUUCAAGCUGCCGAUGAAGUUCAUAAUGUCGAAUCUGUGGCUCUUCUCCCCGCUUAUUGGCAGGAUACUUGAAAGGAGACCAGACAGUAAUGCUUUUGUGAGGACGACCACAGCGGUCACCAUGUUCAAUGCAGGAGUGAAGGUGAAUGUCAUCCCGCCGUAUGCAGAAGCCUUCGUAAACCUGCGGAUUCACUCGGCACAGUCAUUACAAGAGGUCCUGGACCUGGUUCGGACUACAGUCGCUGACGAGCGCGUCAAGAUGGAGCUGUCCGACGGCUUUGAUCCGCUGCCCGUCAGCUCCUCCGACGAGAAGGCCUUCGGCUUCCAAGUCAUCAAGAAAACGCUGCUGGACAUGUUUCCGGGAGUCACAGUCGCUCCAGGGAUCUGCAUCGGGAACACAGACAGUCGACACUUCAGAAACCUCACCAAUGAUAUUUAUCGCUUUUCCGCUCUCUGGUUUAAACCUGGGGAUCCUCAGAGGUUCCAUGGUAUCAAUGAAAGGAUUUCCAAAAAGAACUACGAAGACAUUGUGCAAUUUUUCUUCAGCCUGAUUCAGAACUUCGACAUUCAGAGGCUCCCCGACUCGCACAGUUCGGCUCAUGAACUCUAAGGAAGAGACAACAUCUGCAGGAAAACUCAAAACAAUCCACCUCAUCAGUGCUCCGAGUCGCUCGGCAUCGCCCGGUUCUGUGAAGGUUUUAAAGUGUGUGGUGCCGAAAAGCUUUUGAGAAGAAAUCAUGCCGUUAACAGAUAAUAUAAAGUUAUAUAUUAAGACACAUUUUCAGAACAUGAUUUAUUCUAAGUGUAAUGGUAUUCCAACUCACUGCGUCGACACUUACUGAAGCAGAUAUUAAGAAUCUGUAUUUUGGAGCUUGAAAACAAUAAUUCCCAUGAAACUUAGAUUUCCUUGUGAACGAGAAGCAACUGUGGAUCUACUGAAAAGCACCUUAUCAUUUAGCAGUGAAAUUCUAUGACCUGCUUUAAUUAUAUCUUGAUAUAUUAUAAAUGGACUAUUUUUCAUAUUGGGAAACCUGCUUUUUUUACUGGUGUUUGCAGUUUGAAUAAAUGUGUGCAGAAACAAAUAGAUACUGCUCUUUGUGGAAAUGCUGGAUUUUCCUCUAUAAAGAUGGUUUAUUUUCUCUGCACUGAAUCAAUUUCAGCACUUGGCUUUUUUGCGAAAUGUUCUUGCACUGAAAAAUGAGUCGUACUGAUUUCAA
Messenger RNA from Salarias fasciatus (jewelled blenny), 2233 nucleotides. RefSeq names its product peptidase M20 domain containing 1, tandem duplicate 2 (gene pm20d1.2). The transcript is spliced from 13 exons. Gene Ontology annotation, biological process: amino acid metabolic process; lipid metabolic process. Bases 34 to 1626 code for a protein of 530 amino acids. The record is from RefSeq and is a predicted model, not a curated record. Lineage: Eukaryota; Metazoa; Chordata; Actinopteri; Blenniiformes; Blenniidae. Gene Ontology annotation, molecular function: metallocarboxypeptidase activity; hydrolase activity, acting on carbon-nitrogen (but not peptide) bonds, in linear amides.